Messenger RNA from Andrographis paniculata, 561 nucleotides. RefSeq lists its product as uncharacterized. The transcript has a single exon. The record is from RefSeq and is a predicted model, not a curated record. NCBI's taxonomy places the organism in Eukaryota, Viridiplantae, Streptophyta, Magnoliopsida, Lamiales, Acanthaceae. The coding region runs from base 1 to 561 and encodes 186 amino acids.
AUGAAAGAGAAUGAAAAAUGGAUUGUGAAUGAGCCGAAGCUUUCCACUAGGGGGGCAAUAAUGGGACUCACCAAAACUCAAAAGAGGCGAGCUCAAAGAAGAAAGUUGGAGGCUCGUAAGGAGGAGAAAAGAUCACAUGAACUGUCUCCAAAAGAAAAGCAGAUGGAAGAGCCGUCUCCAAAAAAGAAGCAGGUUAUAGGGUCGCUUCCAGAAAGAAAGCAGGCUGCAGAGCCGCUAAGAAAGCAGGCUGCAAAGCUGCUAAGGAAACAGGUCGUGGAGCCGCUUCUAGAAAUGAAGCAGGCCAUAGAGCCACCUCCAAAAAAGAAGCAGGCUAUGGGGCAGCUUCCAAAAAGAAAACAGGCUGCAGAUCUGCUAAGGAAGCAGGACAUAGAGCUGCCAAGGAAGCAGACUGUGGAGCCACUUCAAGAAAGGAAGCAAGUUAUGGAUCCGCUUCCAGAAAGAAAGCAGGCUGCAGAGCUGCUAAGGAAGCAGGCCAUGGAGCCGCCAAGGAAGCAGGCCAUGGAGACGCCAAAGAAGCAGGCCUUGAAGCUGCCAAGGUAG